AUGGGCUGGCGCGCCGUGCAACCGCCGCACAUCGCCGCCGGCUUGCUCCUACUGCUGCUAGUCAACCUGCCAGUAACCUGUCACCAAGACCAUCAAGAUGCUGUGCAUAUCACGGCAAUUCUCGGUGAGAGCGUCGUGUUCAAUUGCCAAGUGGACUUUCCGGAAGACAUCCCGGUGCCGUACGUCUUGCAGUGGGAGAAGAAGGUAGGCGAAACGGGGCAGGACAUCCCGAUCUACAUCUGGUACGAGAGCUACCCGACGCAUAGCGGGGAGGGGUACGAGAACCGUGUGUCGAAAGUCGCGCCCGACUCGCCCUAUGGCGCAGCAAGUCUCAACCUCACCAAUAUCCGAGAGUCCGAUCAGGGUUGGUACGAGUGUAAGGUGGUAUUCCUCAACCGUUCACCCAACGCGCACAAGAAUGGUACAUGGUUCCACUUGGACGUGCACGCGCCACCACGCUUCUCCAUCACACCGGAAGACAUUAUUUACGUUAAUUUAGGAGACGCCAUUAUUCUUAACUGUCAAGCGGAGGGUACUCCGACCCCGGAGAUACUUUGGUACAAAGAUGCGAAUCCCGUGGAGCCUUCGGGGACGGUGGGUAUAUUCAACGAUGGCACCGAGCUGCGGAUCAGUAACAUACGUCACGAAGAUAUUGGAGACUACACGUGCAUCGCGCGUAAUGGCGAGGGACAGGUUUCACAUACUGCUCGGGUUAUCAUCGCUGGUGGAGCCGUCAUCACUAUGCCACCAACCAAUCAGACAAAGUUAGAAGGAGAAAAAGUGCAGUUCUCGUGCGAAGCGAAGGCCCUACCAGGCAAUGUAACUGUGAAGUGGUUCCGCGAGGGUGCGCCCGUCGCUGAAGUGGCUGCACUGGAGACGCGAGUUACCAUACGACGAGACGGUGCUUUAGUGAUAAAUCCUGUUGCCGCGGAUGACUCGGGGCAGUAUCUCUGCGAAGUGUCCAAUGGAAUCGGAGAUCCUCAGAGCGCUUCUGCUUAUUUGAAUGUUGAAUAUCCUGCCAAAGUAACCUUUACACCAACCGUGCAGUAUCUACCGUUUCGUUUGGCGGGCGUCGUACAAUGUUACAUAAAAGCAAACCCACCUCUUCAAUAUGUGACCUGGACCAAGGACAAGCGCCUGCUGGAGCCGUAUCAGACGAAGGACAUUGUUAUCAUGAACAAUGGUUCCCUGCUGUUCACCCGAGUCAACCAGAACCAUCAGGGAAGAUACACGUGCACGCCUUAUAACGCACAAGGAACGCAAGGCUCUUCAGGUCCAAUGGAAGUUUUAGUUCGUAAACCCCCAGUGUUCACCGUUGAACCAGAACCCUUGUACCAAAGAAAGGUGGGCGAGUCGGUCGAGAUGCACUGCGAAGCUCAGGAGGCAGAGGGCACGCAAAGGCCGUCGGUUACGUGGCGGCGCCGGGACGGGCUGCCGCUGCAGAAGAGCCGCGUGCGCGCGCUCGGCGGGAAUAUCACCAUCGAUACACUACGACGCCAGGACUUUGGCAUCUACCAGUGCGUCGCCUCCAACGAGGUAGCAACAAUAGUAGCAGACACACAGUUAGUAAUAGAAGGCACACAACCCCAUGCUCCGUACAAUGUGUCGGGCACUGCGACCGAGUUCCAAGUGACGUUACGCUGGCAACCUGGCUAUGCGGGCGGACCCGACUACAAGCAGGACUACACUAUCUGGUACAGAGAAGCGGGCUUCUCAGAGUGGACCAAGGUGCCAGUCACACCCUCCGGUGCUACUUUUGUUACUAUAAACCGCCUUCAACCUGGAACCACAUACGAGUUUCAAGUAAACAGCAAAAACACUAUAGGAGAGGGAAUGAUGAGUAAAGCCAUCACUAUCAGGACUCUAGAUGUAGGCGCCAAACCGAAGGCGGCACCAACUCCAGCCGGGCCUGUAGACGAAAAGAUAUUUCAAAACGCACCUGAAGGCUCUGGCCCAAAGUCGGGUCCGCCGCGCAACCUGACAGUGACGGAGGUGCACAAUGGGUUCCUAAUCACGUGGCAGGCGCCGCUAGAGCGCGCUGCACUCGUACAGUAUUACACCAUCAAGUACCGCACCGACGCACAGUGGAAGACGCUGAACCGCGGCCAGAUCCGCCCAGAGGAGACCAGCUACCUCGUGAAGAAUCUAGUCGGUGGUCGUACAUACUACUUCAGAGUGUUGGCCAACUCGGCAACCAGCUAUGAGAGUUCGGAAGAAGUGAAGUUCCCUGUGCCGGCGAGAGUAAAACAUAAAGCCAUCACGGCGGGCGUGGUUGGCGGCAUUUUGUUCUUUAUAGUGGCCAUUAUCCUGUCCGUGUGCGCGGUCAAGAUCUGCAACAAACGAAAACGGCGUAAGCAGGAGAAAGGUGAGCACGAUUUCGUACCAGCGGCCGCUUGUCCGCCGCCUUAA
Molecule: messenger RNA, 2409 nt
Organism: Arctia plantaginis
Lineage: Eukaryota; Metazoa; Arthropoda; Insecta; Lepidoptera; Erebidae
Source: the annotation of a GenBank genome assembly